AUGCUUCUUUUGGAAGUGCCAAUAGCUGGGGGAAAACUCUCUCCCGUUUCCCUCCCCGCGAUUUUCCCCUUGCGCUAUGCACCUAUUUCCGAGUCGCACGUCGACUUUUCCGGGGGUGAGCAAGGGGUGUUUUCUCCACAUGUUGCGGGGAUGGGCCAGGGCCAGCCAAUGUCGGUCUACGGCAGUCUGUAUGCAUGCAUUCAUUAUCUGGGGCUCCGAUUAGAGUAUGGGCAAUCAAGUGUUGCCGGCCGCGGGACGUGUGGACGGGCGUUUUGGGUUGUCUGGAAAAUCGACCUCCAUCUCAUCACGGCGCUCUUCGGGGUAUUCAUCUUCAAUAUCCUCGAUCGAUCCAAUAUUGCCAGCGCCAGAUUAGGUGGUCUGCAGACGGAUUUGAAGCUGACGGACACUCAAUACCAAACGGCUGUCUCUAUCAUGUUUGUGGGCUAUCUCCUCGGCCAAAUUCCCAGCAAUAUGGUGCUCACGAAACUCAACCCUUCACGAUAUCUGCCCGUUGCAAUCUUCAUCUGGGGCGGCCUCUCACUUGCCACCGCGGGAGUCCACAACUUCUCUCAAAUCUUCGCUGUGAGAUUCCUGAUCGGUUUCGCUGAAUCUCCAUUCUUUGCCGGAGCUCUUCUCCUAAUCAGUUCAUGGUAUAAACCAAGUGAGAUCGCACCUCGAGUUGCCCUGAUGUACUGCGGAAAUACAGUCGCCAACGGAUUUGGUGGCGUUCUCGCAGCUGGUGUCUUAAGUGGCUUCGACGGUGCAUCAGGGCUCGAAGGAUGGAGAUGGCUGUACAUCAUCGAAGGAGCAGGAACAAUGCUUACAGAACAAGAACAACGCCUCGCAGAAUGGCGCAUCGCAGCGUCCGCCAAUGGCGAGCUCGACGAGACAUCCAGCCUCAAACAGGGCCUCAUCGACACCGUCACCGACAUCAAAGUCUGGCUCCUCGUCCUCACGCAAAUCUGCCUCCUCUCCUCCCAAACAUGGACCUACUUCUUCCCCAGCAUCGUCCAGACGCUCGGCUACGGCCGGAUCCGCUCCCUCCUGCUCACCAGCCCCGUCUACGUAUUCGGCUUCUUCACCUCGCUGGGCAACUCCCUGGUCGCGGCCAAAACGGGCCACCGCGCUAUCCUGGUCAUCUGGCCCCUCUGUCUCGCCAUCGUCGACAACUCGCAUCAGACCGCCGUCCGCUACAUCGGCAUGUUCCUCAUGUGCGCAGGUUCCUUUUCGGCGUUCAACGUGCUGGAGGCCUGGGUUGGGUCCACGGUGCCGCGGACGCGCACCAAGAGGGCCAUCACGUACGCGCUGGUCAACAUGCUGGGCAACCUGAGCAAUAUCUACGGGUCGUAUUUCUUCCCGGCGGCGUCGGCGCCGCAGUAUGUACUAGGGGGCGUGGUGCUAAGCAGUUUUGCUGCGGGGGGAGUGUGUUUUGCGGCGGUUUUGGGGUUGUACUUGAGGAGGGAGAAUAAGAGGGCUGUGGAGGCGGAGAAUGAGGAUGGGGUCAUGAGGUACAAAUUCCUUAUUUAGCUCGAGGCAUGGGCGAGUGGUCGAGCGUGAGUGGAGUGGAGUCAAUGUAAGAGAGGGAGGUAUUUCCCGAAUCGGGAUGGGCUGAAGGAGAUAGACAUUGUAUACGUUUCUU
Mollisia scopiformis is the source of this 1639-nucleotide messenger RNA. Its product is annotated as MFS general substrate transporter. Gene Ontology annotation, biological process: transmembrane transport. The coding region runs from base 1 to 1527 and encodes 508 amino acids. NCBI's taxonomy places the organism in Eukaryota, Fungi, Ascomycota, Leotiomycetes, Helotiales, Mollisiaceae. Gene Ontology annotation, molecular function: transmembrane transporter activity. The record is from RefSeq and is a predicted model, not a curated record. The transcript has 6 exons. Gene Ontology annotation, cellular component: membrane.